ACAGCCCUUAGCAACGAGGAUUAAAUAAUGGUGAAAAUAUUAUUUUAGCUGCAUUUAAUUGUGCAAAAGAACUAGUUAGUAAUUUGAAUAUAUUACCUUCAUUAAAGAAAUGCAAUGCUUGUGAACUUAAUGGUUUAAGUAGAAAUAUAUUUGAUAGUAUUAGAUUCAACAUUAAUUCGGAUACUUAUUCGGCAACGGAUGCAGAUUCUUCAUCAGAUUCUGAAUCUGAUUAUGAUGAUGAAACAAUGGAAAGUAAUGAAUUUAAUAGUGAUCUAAUCAAUGUAAAUGAAGAAGAUAAAGAUACGGCAACGACACAAAGUGUUGAUGAAAUUAAAACUGAGAAAAUAAAUUUUACUGGUAUGCGUAUAUUUGAUUCGAUCAAUCCAGCAAUGAAAAACUCCUAUUUUCAAGUGCAAAUAAAUAACAAGACUAAAUUUAUACACAAGCAAACGGCUUGUUGGUUAUUAACUGACAAAGCUAGCCGUUUAUCGGCUGAUAGAUUAUCACGAGUGAUAGAAACAAAAAAAAAAGGAUUAAAAUUCUUCAUCAGAUUGAUUUGGAUAGAUAAAGCAUUUCUUAUAAAAAUAAAACACUUCAUUCAAAAAGAUUCAGUUAUUAACUAUUACGUUUACUAAGACCAAACAAGCUUGAAUUUUUUCCAGAACAUUGAAAAAAAACAAUAAAUAGUUCACCUUUCUGCUAAAAUGAAAUCGUCGAAAACAAGACAAUUUCAUUGGUUUCUUAUGAGUUUUCAUGCACUAAAUGUAUUUCAAAACUUUCAAAAGAAUUCAUGAGACUUCAUGAGACUUCAUGAGAUUUCAAGAGACUUCAAAGACUUCAGAGACUUUAUGAGACUUUAUGAUAAUUCAUAAGACUUCAAAAGACUUCAAGAGACUUCAGAAGACUUACAAGACUUCAUGAGACUUCACGGCUGAAGUCUCUGCUGGUUCCCCCUUGGUCCAACCUUCGUCAGUAAUUAUAGUGUCUUGAUUAUGUUCAUGUGUACCAUCAGUAGUCGUUUGCAAGCGUUUGCUAGGGAUGCUAGCUUAGAAUCAGCAUUACAUUAUAAUAGUUUGAAAAAUAAUACUUUAUUUCUUAUUAUUUUCAAAGGCACAAAACGAUUUAU
This is a messenger RNA of Rotaria sp. Silwood1, 1126 nucleotides long. NCBI's taxonomy places the organism in Eukaryota, Metazoa, Rotifera, Eurotatoria, Philodinida, Philodinidae. The record is from the annotation of a GenBank genome assembly.